Molecule: messenger RNA, 1206 nt
Organism: Anopheles coluzzii
Lineage: Eukaryota; Metazoa; Arthropoda; Insecta; Diptera; Culicidae
Exons: 2
Coding region: 111-1082 (323 amino acids)
Molecular function (GO): protein binding
Source: RefSeq, a predicted model, not a curated record
AUUAUUCGUACUAUUAGCUUCCGUGUAGCGAGUGGUGAUAUAAAUAUAAAGUAUUGCGAACAGAACAUAAUCCCAAUUAUUUGUCCCUAUUGGUAUAAGGUGGUUAUGAUAUGUGUUUGUUGGUGUUUUUUAAAAGUUGUGCAUUGCUUGCAAUCCUGGCUGCCCGAGCAAUGUGCUUUAAGUUCCACUGCCAAGUUACGGAAUGCUACGUGUCCAGUCUGAUCCCUGAACUAGAGGGAAUAUACGUGCUUAGUUACAUACCGCAAACAAUAAAAAAAUUAACAUUUGACAACCUACGCAUGGACAGCGUUGGUCCUUAUGUACUGUACAAAGUUCCCGCAACAGUGCAAACGUUAACCAUAAUAAGUUCUCCGGCAAUGAAACAUCUCCACAUACCGAGCAACUUGUCGUCUUCUGAGAUGUACAUAACACGUACUGGUAUCAAUUCGAUUCACUUUGAAGAAAAUAUCUCAUUAAAUACGGUAAUAAUUUCACCUUGUGGAUUAGAACAACUACCAUUCACUUUAGGGAAUUUAAAAAAACUAGCCUUUUUCCGAAUCAGCAACUCCCAAAUACAGGUACUGUAUAUCCAACAGUUGCGACUUGCUAAGAAUGUAGAAAGGCUGAUGGUAGUAAGAAGCCGCAUACACUCCAUCAUAAUUGAUUCCCCUGAAAGAUGUUGCGAUCGAUUAGAUGAGCUAGAUUUGCAAAAAAAUUUACUUACAAGUAUCGAUUUUGCGACAUUUGAUCCUCUCCACCGGUUGCGAGUGCUUAUUUUAGCGGACAACAGCAUAGAGAUGCUUGUGGGAAGUCCAAGCAACUCCGCGUUAGAAUACCUGGUUUUGACAAACAAUCACAUAAAGCAUAUAGCUUUUUGCGGUUGGAAUCCACUACCGAGCCUUAUUUCAGUUAAUCUUAAAAAUAAUAGAUUGGCAAAGGAACCUAGCUGUUUGGAAAAUCUGAGUACCAAUGCCACCGUAUAUGUAACACUUUAUGGAGGGACGAUGGAAAAGUUUGUUGAGCUGAAAAAUCGCUCUCAGUCAAAACUAAGGUUUUGUUUGACUUUUUUCCCUUGUGAGUGACCAAGCAGUGAUCAUAAAAAUAUGUUUUUUCUUAAUUGAGGAAAAUUAUUACAAGUUAUUGGAAUUAUGUUUUCAUACACAUAAAUUGUUGAUCAGGAAACUAUUAUGAAUACUGAAUGGUUUA